Photinus pyralis (common eastern firefly) is the source of this 595-nucleotide messenger RNA. It is a transcript of the gene Alg13, whose product is annotated as UDP-N-acetylglucosamine transferase subunit ALG13 homolog. The transcript has a single exon. The record is from RefSeq and is a predicted model, not a curated record. Gene Ontology annotation, biological process: dolichol-linked oligosaccharide biosynthetic process. The coding region runs from base 76 to 567 and encodes 163 amino acids. Gene Ontology annotation, molecular function: hexosyltransferase activity. NCBI's taxonomy places the organism in Eukaryota, Metazoa, Arthropoda, Insecta, Coleoptera, Lampyridae.
CAACACUGUAACUGUUCCUUAUCAAUAACCAUAGAGAAUCUAUCUAUUGCCAGUAUUUAUUGUGUAUUUUGUAGAAUGAAUGGAAAACGUCUGUUUGUAACAGUCGGCACAACAAAAUUUGAUAAACUUCUCAAAACUGUAACAAACGAGGAGAUAUUAGGAAUUCUACAUAAGUUAGGUUAUAACCAAAUUCAGUUACAAGUGGGAAAUGGUUCUUAUGUUGAAGUAAAACACGAAAGUAUUGAAUUGUCUUAUAACACCUAUUUUGAGGAUUUUGACAAUGAAAUAGAAAAAUCGGACUUAGUUAUCAGUCACGCUGGUGCAGGUAGCUGCUUACAAGUCUUAAAGAAGAAGAAACCAUUAAUUGUCGUUAUAAAUGACGAUUUAAUGGAUAACCACCAACUGGAAUUGGCCCAAGAAUUAGAAAGACAGGGCUAUUUAUAUUAUGGUACAUGUUCCACUUUAAACAAAUUAUUGUUGCAAGACAUUACAAAAUUAGCAGAGUACCCCACAUCAAAUAAAACUUUAUUUGCCAAAUAUAUUAAUAAGUGCAUGGGAUUUUCAUAAAAUUUUAUUCAAUAAAUUACAAAUUUUA